Austrofundulus limnaeus is the source of this 1104-nucleotide messenger RNA. RefSeq lists its product as uncharacterized. The coding region runs from base 136 to 885 and encodes 249 amino acids. The transcript has a single exon. Lineage: Eukaryota; Metazoa; Chordata; Actinopteri; Cyprinodontiformes; Rivulidae. The record is from RefSeq and is a predicted model, not a curated record.
UCACCUGUCUCAUUCUUGGCCACGUAGGCAAGUGCAGUGGAUUUCUCAGCACUUCAUUCGUGGACUUAACUUUUGUUUCCUGAAGAAAUACAGCAUCAAUUUUGCCUUGAUUUUGGAUGUGACAUCUCCACAGCAAUGGCCACAUCAAAUGGCAAGAGUGAGAAAAUGUCCAAGUUUGAGAUGCUUAAACUUUUGGAAACUUGCCGAAAGGAAAGAGAUGAUGCUUUGCAAAGAGAAAGUGUCCUCAGAGACAAACUCAGGCAGAAUGAGUCGAGGGUGCGUUCAACCGAGUCUCUGAAACAGAAACUCAAGACCCUGACGGUUGACAACAAAGAGCUAAAGAAGCAAGUGAAGACUCUUCGGACUGAAAUUGGACUUGAGAACAGCCCUGGUUUUCACGGCAAGACCACCAAGGAUAUAAUCGAUGAUCUACACGAGAAGGAACAGGAGUGCGCCGCACUACUUGAGAAAGCUGGAAGACUUAGUCAGACCGUUGAUGAUUUGACAGCAAAGUUGUCAAAUGCAGUCACCUCCAAGACACUUUUAGAAGACCAAGUACAGUCAUUACAGCAAAAUCUCAAGGACAUGACAAAUAAUCAGCGUCGUCUGUUGAAGCUGUGGGACGACAAGAAGGGCCAGAGAGAGCAACUCGCUUUCCCUGCUAUUGUUCAGAAACAAUUCACUCACAAAGCCAGUCAAACUGACAUGUCUAUCAGCUCAAGUCAAAAACUUCCACUCAAUGCUUUUGAGACCACUAAGCCAUUUUCUAGGGAUGGUGACAAACAAACUGCUUUGGAGAAACAACACUUUUCUUCUGUUGGAAACAGCUAUAUUCAGGAAAGGAAGGCUUCCGUGCACGGUGAAACUAAAGGAAUUCAGAACUGACUUGGCUUAUUGAGAUUCAGCUAGUGUCACUUAACUUUUAGAAAGCAAAACAGAGACUUCAAACAUUUAUUAAACGGUUUACUUUGGUAUAUCUGUAACUAAAAGACAAAAAGAAAAAACAUUUAUUGUAAAGUUGUUCUUUGCCUUUUUCUUUUUCAUCCUCAAUACCUUGUGUAGUUUAAUUAGUGCUGUGUAGUGGUAUUUAAAUUGUCAUUUUUA